This is a messenger RNA of Closterium sp. Yama58-4, 966 nucleotides long. The record is from the annotation of a GenBank genome assembly. NCBI's taxonomy places the organism in Eukaryota, Viridiplantae, Streptophyta, Zygnematophyceae, Desmidiales, Closteriaceae.
AUGGAGAAAUUCUUCCAACACGCUGAGCCGCAGUUGGUGGAUGCAAUGAGGCAGACAGUGAGCAACAUGCUGGGGUCGCUGCCACCGCAGUAUUUCGAAGUCACCGUCACAACGGUUGGGGAGAAUCUGGCGCAGCUAAUGUUCAGUGUGAUGAUGACGGGCUACAUGUUCCGAAACGCACAGUACCGCCUCGAACUCUCCUCCUCCUUUGCUGGUGCCGUCGCCCUCCCCGCUGCUUCUUCCUCCUCCUCCUCCCUUACCUCCCUCCCCUCCUCCUUCCCUCCUCACAUCCCCUCCUCCUCCUCACCCUCCUCCUCCUCUUCCUCCUCCACGUCACCUCAGCCAUUACCAGCGUCGCCAUCCCCUACUGCUUCUGACAGACAAAGGGGGAGCAGCAGCAGCGGCAGUGACUCGGAUUCUCGAUCAUGGCCUCCCACUGACAAUGCCUUACCUCUGGGUCCGGUCCAGAAGACGCACGUGGCAGGCGAGGUGCUUCGGUGGGACGCCGAGGCUGAGCGGGUGGUUCGGGUGCCGGCAGUGGACUAUGUGGAGCUGCUAGAAGGGGAGGUUCGGGCUUUAAAGAGACGGCUGGAGGAGGAGGAGGCGAAACUGGCACGCGUGGGUGGGGGAGGAGGAGGAAGUGGGAACGCAUUGCUGGAAUACCUCAAGGGGUUGGAGCCGCAGAAUAUACAGGAGCUGACAGCCAGUGCGGAUGACGAUGCGUUAGCAGCCAUGAAUGCGUUCAUCCAACGGCUGCUAGGCGUUCCUGAUGUUGGGGAGAUCAAGUCUGUGGCAUCGGAGACUACAGUGACGGAGCUGGCAAAGCUGCUCUAUUGGCUCAUGGUGGUGGGCUACAGUCUGCGCACGUUAGAAGUCCGGUUCGACAUGGAUAGAGCCCUCGCCGCACCUGCAGUGCAGAAGCGCGCCGAGCUCCCUCCACCAGGCACUGACGGCUGGAUUAUAUGA